Erpetoichthys calabaricus (reedfish) is the source of this 5349-nucleotide messenger RNA. It is a transcript of the gene ppfia4, whose product is annotated as PTPRF interacting protein alpha 4. Gene Ontology annotation, cellular component: presynaptic active zone. NCBI's taxonomy places the organism in Eukaryota, Metazoa, Chordata, Cladistia, Polypteriformes, Polypteridae. The record is from RefSeq and is a predicted model, not a curated record. Gene Ontology annotation, biological process: synapse organization. Bases 883 to 4587 code for a protein of 1234 amino acids. Gene Ontology annotation, molecular function: protein binding. The transcript has 30 exons.
GGGUUCCUCCGCCAGGCAGAGAGCUGCGCAGGUUGCGUAGGGGGUAGCUGGCAUUAUCAGGUCGUAGAAGGAAAGGGGCGUAACUGGCUUGGUGUAUCGGCGCGUUACAGCUGUCUCCGCAAGCGACGAUUACAGCAACAGCGGCAGCCGAGCAAGAGGGACGAAGGGAAAGAGCCGUUACAGCUUGGAAGAAGCAAAGCCUGUAUUAUUUUUUCCUUUGGUGGUGAUGGGUGGGACUCCACAAGAAAAUGAGACAAGCUGCGCUGCUGUCAUGUGUAUUUCGAUUUGAAGAAGAUGAAUGUCUUCCGUAAGAACGCACGAAGAGCUGCCGAUAGCACCCAGGAUCUUGGGUUUGGUCGUCUCUCCAUCUCUCUCUCUCUCUCUCUCUCUCUCUCUCUCUCUCUCUCUCUCUCUCUCUCUCUCUCUCUCUCUCCUCCCUCCUUCUGGCUCCCUAUUCUUUCCCUCUCUCUUUCUCUCUUCCCCCAUCACUUCAGUUACAAGUCAGUGGAAUAAACGAACAUCCGGACGGAGCGCUGGAUUAAAAGCCGGUAUGAGUUUGUGGGGUAGGAUGAAGUAAUCAGCAAUAUUUCCAUCCAGAGCAUCUCUGCUCGUGCAGCGCCGUAUGCAUUUUCUAAUGCGGAGAAAGAGUUGCCUUAGGAAUUUGGAGAAUUUAUUCCAAAAAUAACGUACAAAACUUUGGACGUCACGCUGUUCGUAUUUAACAGAAGAAAAACAACAUAAAACCUGAUGUGCCGGCUACCAGCAGCGUAGUUUGCACCCUUGUGCUGAAUUAAUCUGACCUUGCCGGAUGUGUUCUUCUGAUCGUAGAUAAAAUACACUGUUAAUUGAUCAGAACAAGACAAUCCCCGAAUCUGUGCAAUCAUGAUGUGCGAAGUGAUGCCGACGAUAAACGAAGGGGACCCUCUGGGUUCUCAGAGAGGCUCGCAGAAUGGCUCGGACUCGGAUUCGAAUUUCGAGCAGCUGAUGGUCAACAUGCUGGACGAGCGGGAUAAGCUGUUGGAGACGCUUCGAGAGAGCCAGGAGACCCUGUCACAGACUCAGGGUAAACUGCAAGAGGUGGUGCACGAACGGGACCAGCUGCAGAGACAGAUCAGCUCGGCGCUGCCUCAGGAGUUUGCCACAUUGACGAAAGAGCUGAACGGCUGCAGAGAACAGCUGCUAGAAAAGGAAGAAGAGAUAUCUGAGCUAAAGGCUGAGCGGAAUAACACAAGACUGUUAUUGGAGCACUUGGAGUGCCUUGUCUCUCGACAUGAGAGGUCCCUCAGGAUGACGGUGGUGAAGAGGCAGACGCAGCCUCCAUCAGGUGUCUCCAGCGAGGUGGAGGUCUUAAAAGCUUUAAAAUCUCUUUUUGAACACCACAAAGCCCUUGAUGAAAAGGUGCGUGAACGCCUGAGGGUGGCUUUAGAGCGAGUGACCACCCUGGAGGAGCAGCUGGCUUCCACUACCCAAGAGCUUUUGUUAAUGAGACAAGGUCAUCACCUGAGGAAGGACAAAUUAGAUGGAGAGCACGUGGAUGGAACUGAUUCAGUGGUAAAGCCAACCUGGAAGAGGCUACCAAAUGGUUCCAUUGAUGCCCAUGAUGAGGUGAGCCGUACGCUGGAACUACAGGAACUCCUGGAAAAGGCCAACCUCGAGCUGAGCCAAAGCAAAGAGCAUGUGGCUGCCUUGACCAGCCGUCUAAAUGAGAUGGAAGCAGAGAUCAACACCGCCCGCAAAGAUGUCAUCAAGAGUGAAGAGGUGAACAGCAAAUUCCAGCGAGACCUCCGAGAGGCUAUGGCCCAGAAGGAGGAUAUGGAAGAGAGGAUCACCACUUUAGAGAAGCGGUACCUGGCGGCACAGAGGGAGACCACGUCAAUUCAUGAAUUGAACGACAAGCUGGAGAACGAGCUGGCAAACAAGGAGUCACUCUACCGACAGAGUGAGGAAAAGUGUCGGCAGAUUCAGGAAUUGUUGGAGCUGGCAGAACAGAAACUGCAACAGACGAUCCGCAAAGCAGAAACCCUCCCCGAGGUGGAAGCAGAGCUGGCACAGAGAGUUGCUGCCCUGACCAAGGCAGAAGAGAGACAUGGCAGCUUUGAGGAACGAUUGCGGCAGCUGGAAGGGCAGCUUGAAGAGAAAAAUCAAGAACUAGGACGCGCACGCCAGAGAGAGAAGAUGAAUGAGGAACACAACAAGCGGCUUUCAGACACCGUCGACCGGCUCCUCACCGAGUCCAACGAAAGGCUACAACUUCACCUGAAGGAGCGAAUGGCUGCUCUAGAGGAGAAGAAUGCUCUGAUUCAAGAUUUGGAAAACACGCAAAAGCAGUUGGAGGAAUAUCAUCUCACCAAGGAAAGGUUAACAAGUGAAACUGAAAAACUGCGCACAGAAAUUGAGCAGCUGAAGAGAAGAAGUUCCAUUCUGUCCGACAGCAUCCACCCACGGUCUCAACUUGGUAGCACAACAGAUCUCCGCUUCUCCAUAACUUCCGUUGUUGACACCCCAGCUGAACACUUCGGUACUCCUGCUGUCAUCCGCCGGGCAAAGAAAGGACGACUGGCAGCCCUGCGGGAUGAGCCCACAAAGAUCCUUCCGAUUGUUGACCAGGACUGGGAGCGCCCCCAGUCGGCCAGCCUCAGAACCAGCAUAGCCCACACCAUUGAGAGUGACCCAGAGUUAUCCGAUAUUGAUGAUGAUGACCAUGAAACCAUCUUCAGCUCCAUGGACCUUCUGUCCCCCAGCGGCCACUCAGAUGCCCAGACUUUGGCUCUCAUGCUGCAGGAACAGCUAGACGCCAUUAAUGAGGAGAUCAGGAUGAUCCAGGAGGAGAAGGAGUCUGCUGAGAUGCGGGCCGAGGAGAUUGAGAGCAGAGUGACAAGCGGUAGUAUGGAUGGCCUAAAUUUACCCCCACUACGACCGCGCUCCUCCAUCCCCACCUCUGUGACGGCCCUGUCCCUGGUGAGCUCCUCACCUCCCGUCAGUGGCCGCUCCACACCUAAGCUGUCUUCUCGCCCGACUGCCCACGAGCUUGGCAUCAUGACACUGCCUAGUGACUUACGGAAACAUCGUAGAAAAGUUCUUUCUCCGGGGUCUCGAGAAGAGGGUCGAGAGGACAAGGCUACUAUCAAGUGUGAGACGUCGCCACCUUCAUCCCCCCGAAGCCUGCGGCUAGAGCAGAUGGCCCAUUCCCUCCUCUCCACUAGUCAAGAGGAAGGCAAAGGACCAGAUGAUCAGACUAGCAGCAGUAACAGCAGUCAAGACUCCCUGCAUAGGAGUUCUAAGAAAAAGGGCAUCAAAUCUUCCAUCGGUCGAUUAUUUGGCAAGAAGGAGAAAGGCAGAAUGGGGCAGACUGGCAAGGACAUAGCAGUGGCUCAAGAAUUUGAAACUGGUAUCCAGGAUUCGCUUGGGCUCGGGAAGCUUGGCACACAGGCAGAACGAGAUAGACGGCUCAGAAAAAAGCAUGAACUUUUAGAAGAUGCACGGAGGAAAGGCUUGCCUUUUGCCCAGUGGGAUGGUCCAACAGUGGUGUCCUGGCUUGAGCUCUGGGUUGGCAUGCCAGCUUGGUAUGUGGCUGCUUGCCGUGCCAACGUGAAAAGUGGAGCCAUAAUGUCAGCUUUAUCCGAUACGGAGAUCCAAAGGGAAAUCGGCAUCAGCAACCCACUGCAUCGCCUGAAGCUGCGACUUGCCAUCCAGGAGAUGGUGUCCCUGACCAGCCCGUCGGCUCCCUUGACCUCCAGAACGUCCUCUGGGAACGUCUGGGUGACGCAUGAGGAAAUGGAAAACCUGGCGGCCUCAACAAAAGCGGAGAAUGAAGAAGGUAGCUGGGCACAGACUCUUGCCUAUGGGGACAUGAACCACGAGUGGAUUGGCAACGAGUGGCUGCCUAGCUUGGGUCUGCCCCAGUACCGAAGCUACUUUAUGGAGUGUCUGGUUGACGCCCGAAUGCUGGACCACCUGACCAAGAAGGAUCUUCGCACACACCUCAAAAUGGUCGACAGCUUCCAUCGGACAAGUUUGCAAUAUGGCAUCAUGUGCUUAAAGAGGCUGAAUUAUGACCGGAAGGAGCUGGAAAGAAGGAGAGAGGAAUGUCAACAUGAGAUCAAAGAUACCCUGGUGUGGACAAAUGACCAUGUGAUACAUUGGGUUCAAUCUAUUGGACUGCGGGAGUACAGCAACAAUCUACUAGAAAGUGGGGUGCACGGUGCACUGGUAGCUCUAGAUGAGAAUUUUGACUACAGCAGUCUAGCGCUUAUUUUACAAAUCCCAAUGCAAAAUACUCAGGCAAGACAGGUGCUCGAGCGGGAAUUUAACAACCUGUUAGCUUUGGGAACAGACAGACGCUUAGAUGAGGGAGAUGACAAAUCUUUCAGGAGGUCACCGUCUUGGAGAAAACGUUUCCGUCCCCGGGACAGUCAUGGCCUCAGUCUGAUGCCCGGCUCCAUUGAAACACUGCCAGCUGGCUUCAGAGUCACAGCCAUGUCGAUUCCUUCCACGAUGCCUGUGCUGCCCAAGAAAAUCCCACCUGAAGCUGGAUCUGCUGUGUCACCGAGAAUAGACACGUCGACGGUUCGGACUUACUCGUGUUAACACUUGGCAGAUUAACAGGAGUCUGGGCUCAGUGAAGUGCAGUCGCACUAUUUGUAUGGACACAUGUUAACUGCCUUCAGGGAAUGAUCUGCCAAAUUAAAAUCAUGGAUAAGGAUUUUGGAGUUGGAAAUUUCCUGGCCAAAUUCCACCCUGUUUUUCUAUGCUGCUGUUCAAAAAAGGAUGUGAGUUGGUAAAGACAGAGAGACUCGGCGCAGAAGACUUAGAUCAAAGCCUCAAGGAGACAACACGGAUAUUCGUGAAUAUCACAAUAAUUAGUCGCUAUGUCGUUGUUUGGAUUCUCCUUGUAAUAAAAGUGGUCCUUCUACUCCGCGUAGUCUGGUGAUUGUUUGUAACUUCCCUGGAUGUAUCAUAUCAAUAGUAUUUUUCUUAUAACUCUAGACAUGCAAAGUCACUUUUAUUUAAUUUGUUUCUGUAAAUAAUUUUAAAUAACCUGUAAAAGAUUUUAUAGAAAAUUAAUGAAUUCUAAACCUAUAUUUAAUUUAAAUAUUGUAUAAACCUCUUAAUUUUGUCUUUGUUAUUCACAUUUUGUUUAUUACCUCCUCAAAGGUAUUGUUUGCCUGAGUUUUCUGAAAAUGACAAGUUUUUCGAGUAACACAAUCAGCUGUUGAGUCUUGUAAACAUGGUGGACUUCCGUCAUUUUUAGAAAGCAUAGAUGUUUACUGGGAAAAAAUAAAAGUCAGUUAAUGGACAAUCUCUCAUGCUUGAAUGUGCUCAAUAAAUGGUUUAUGUUUGGUCCUCUCA